This is a messenger RNA of Olea europaea var. sylvestris, 3282 nucleotides long. RefSeq lists its product as uncharacterized. The transcript is spliced from 5 exons. NCBI's taxonomy places the organism in Eukaryota, Viridiplantae, Streptophyta, Magnoliopsida, Lamiales, Oleaceae. The record is from RefSeq and is a predicted model, not a curated record. The coding region runs from base 340 to 831 and encodes 163 amino acids.
GAUUUAAAAAUGACGACAAUUUUUUCACUUUUUUUGAAGGACCGAGCUAAGGGAUGACCGAACGUAUAUAUCAAGCUUCAAAUCGUCACUUUUCACUUUAAUGUAUGCUGGGGUGCAUAACAUGCAGAUUUCUGUGCAGAACAAUGGCCUUAAAUCGUUGAAUUGAGAAGCAGCUUAGCGUUCAACCGUUACCUCUGACUCGACCUCUUCACCUUCCAUCGUCUCUGCGGUUAAUUACAGAACAUUUUCGGGCAAAUUGGUUUUUUCCCCUGCAACAAUGGCUGCCGGAUUCUCCAUAAAAUUCUAGGCAACUUAGGUAAACAGGACCGAUCAGUCGGCAUGAAGCUGAAGGUAGCAUGCAGGAAAAUUUACGAUUAUGUCUGUCAUGAUCUCAAAGAAAUAGCAUUUCCUUCGUCUUUGCCUGAUCCUCCUCACAUCAAAAAGCGUCACAAACUUACUUGGAAAGAGCGUUUCCUUGUAUUGAAGGAAGCAUCUAGACUUUAUGCAGCUAGCUGGGUGAGGGAUAUCGGUCCAGAACUCAGGCCAAAUGACUACAAAAAGGAAGAGAGCAAAGAUGAAUCCAAUGAGGAGAAAGGCGCAAAAAAGGAGAGGGUACCGUCAACUCUAGAGGAUCUUGCUGUUGCUGCAAGGGGGGGAAUGGAGACAUUAAGGCCUGCAUUGCAACGGGUUUACAUGACAAGAGCUUCUGCGUAUAGAGAUGCUCUCAGAAGCUUUAUCGAAGGUUAUCAAGAAGGUAUACAACAAGUCAUGGAGAAGAAGGAAGAUUCUAAAUCUCAACCUGGAGAGGACUCUCCAAAAGGACUUAAAUGACCUCUUUGGAACUUGGUGAGUUCAUGUUUGCAUUUUUUUAAUGGCUCAUAAUUUAUGGUUUUGCUGCUUAACUAUGUUGAAAAAAUAUAUAUAUGAACAAUCGUAUCCCUAGUUUCCUUUGUUUAUCAUAAACAAACUACGAAAGCUAUAAACACAGUAAAAUCUAUGAUAAGCAAUCUCUGUGUGCCAUCUUUAUUAUUAUGUGAAACGGGAAAAAAACUAUUUCCUGCAGUGUUCUGUGUUUACCCAAUUAUGUUCUUUAGAGCUUAAUAGACAAUAGGUGCUAUUAUUAUAUUGUUAUUUGUACUGCCUUGCCAAUAUAAAAUACUUAACAGAUGUUUACAUUAAUAGACUUGUGGAAAUGUCGUGCAAAAUGCAAAAGCUCAAUUUAAUUACUCUAUUCAAUACAAGAUGAAAUUUUUAUUCCAUUAUCCAUAGAAAGAUAUAAUUUAGGAUCAAAUUGUAUGUAAUCUGAUUUACAGGGGUCGUUUGGGUGAAGGAGGAUAAAUGAACAUGACCAAUGGAUCUGGUUGGCUCGUGAGUUCGAGUGAAGUAGAAACAUACAGUCAGCAAAGGCAGUAGAAAAAUCAAGGGGUGGGGUGGGAUGGGGAUGGGAAACAUUGAUACUAGGAAGAACUUACUAUGUAUGGCAAGAAUUUAUAUCCUAUGAAGUGUCAUUAAAUAACCUUCUUCAAGCUUUUGAGCCACUCUUUUACAUGAACCUGUUUGUGAAAUCACGAACUGAAAUUCAUGAUGAGAAUUAGCGAUUAGUUUCCAAUAAGAUGGUCAUUGUGAUUGAUGUACCUACCAAGUGGGAUGCCUACUGCCCUAAUUGAUGGAGACUGUGGGUAGGAUUGUUGUGAAGCAGCUUCUUAAUUUAAGUCAUUAAAAUACUCAGGUAUUGUGGAUCUUUCUUCUCCCAUAAUUCAUCUGUAACAUCAACUUGAACUAAAUACUUGCAUCAUUAGUGCUAAUCUUACUCAUUUUAUAGUUUCCUGCCCUUCAUGGAAGGUUGUAACUUGUCCUACCUUGUGAUUGAGUAACCAACUGGAUGCUCAUACUAUUAUUUUCUAGGUAUUGCUACUUUUAAGGAUCUUCCUUUAGUUUCAUUUCAGCCAAAAGCAGCUUUUUUAAUGUUGGGUUCGACUAAGGAGAUCUAAAGUCAAAAGUCUGAUAAGGGGAAAUCAUAGACUGAUUUUAAAGGAAGCAAAUAAUUGCAUGGUUGUUCAUAAUUUAUUUAUUAUUGUUAUUAUUAUUAUUAUUUUUUGGGCAUCUAUGUUAGUCAUAUUAUUUCAAAAGGAGUCCCUUCAGGUAUGCGAAUCGUCGGUACUGUAAAGCCACUUAUCCCUUUAUAUAUGGGGACCCUCCAACUUGCAGAAGCACUAUAAUCCAUCACCACUAUCUGCACAGGUCAACCGGUAACUUUCUUCUGUUGAUAUUUCUGGGUCCAGAUAAUAACAUGAAACUCUAAUUAGUCACCGUGUACCACUACUUCCCUUCGCAUUUGUUGUUCCCGUUUUGCCAACUUCUAGCUUGCAACUUGUAUUGGACAUGUGACUUUAAAUGCCUGUAGCCACUACCAUGUAAAUACUAAUGCCUUGCAGAAGUUCAUCCCAUAUAUGCUGGAACCAUUUUUUCUUUUCAUUGUAUACUAAUAUUUUUCUGGUAUGUUCAUAUGGAACAUGGCCAUGAACACGGUAAUUAUUUAGGACGUGGAAAUGUGAUUGUGGUGAAUUGAUACGUUUAGUAUUUGUCAUUUAACUUAUGUGGCUCAGUCAUGCUUGGAUAUGUCAUAUCAUUGUUAUGUUUUCUCAUUUCAUCUCAAACGUGGACAUCACUUUUGAAGUCUGUUAAUCUGCUGUCCAUUUUAUUGUGAAUCUGUUGUUUGGAACAUUAAAUCUAGGGAUCAAAGACUGUUAAUUUUCGAAAGUGGAAGAUUCAUGUUUAGUAAUCCAUCCAUGGAAUGGGUUCCAUUUGGUUCUCUUUGAGACGGCGGAUAAGGUAUUUGAAUUAGCCAAAAAGAGUCUCAUUCAGACCACCUGGACUGUACAGUGUCAUAUUUUAGUUAUGCUACAUGUAUAGUUAGUUUGACUGAUGAUGAGGUUGCAUGCAAAUCAAGAGACAAAUGCAUGCCACCUCAUCAUCUUUCAACAAGGGGUAAACAUUAUCCGUACAAGUAGUUUAAUUGGUCAUAGUUUUGAUGUCAUAUUGUCGUUAUAAUUAUUUAUUUACUUUUUUGAUUUUACACAAUGCAGGUUCCAUUGGACGCAUAGAAAACAUAUACAUUGUAUACAUUGUUGGUAAUUGGUACACAACAUCAGAUAUGAUUGAGAAGAUAGCCAUACGAACGGAACAAUUUAGAUGACUUCUCAAUUCUGUACUUUAUUGUGGUCAAAUUCAGCCUUAUUUUUUUGGCUCGGUGGUUAUAAAUAUUUUAGUUGACUUGUUCAA